Messenger RNA from Lynx canadensis (Canada lynx), 924 nucleotides. It is a transcript of the gene SCRT2, whose product is annotated as scratch family transcriptional repressor 2. NCBI's taxonomy places the organism in Eukaryota, Metazoa, Chordata, Mammalia, Carnivora, Felidae. Gene Ontology annotation, molecular function: RNA polymerase II cis-regulatory region sequence-specific DNA binding; DNA-binding transcription factor activity, RNA polymerase II-specific. Gene Ontology annotation, biological process: regulation of DNA-templated transcription. Bases 1 to 924 code for a protein of 307 amino acids. The record is from RefSeq and is a predicted model, not a curated record. The transcript is spliced from 2 exons.
AUGCCGCGCUCCUUCCUGGUAAAGAAGAUCAAAGGGGACGGCUUCCAGUGCAGCGGGGUGCCGGCCCCCACCUACCACCCCUUGGAGACCGCCUACGUGCUGCCUGGCGCCCGGGGGCCGCCCGGGGACAACGGUUACGCCCCGCACUGCCUGCCGCCCAGCAGCUACGAUGCGGACCAGAAGCCCGGCCUGGAGCUGGCGCCGGCCGAGCCCGCCUACCCGCCGGCGGCGCCGGAGGAGUACAGCGACCCCGAGAGCCCGCAGUCCAGCCUGUCGGCGCGCUACUUCCGCGGGGAGGCGGCCGUGACCGACAGCUACUCCAUGGACGCCUUCUUCAUCUCGGACGGGCGCUCGCGGCGGCGGCGCGGCGCGGGCGGCGGGGACGCGGGCGGCGCGGGGGACGCCGGGAGCGCCGGGGGGCGCGCGGGGCGCGCGGGGGCGCCGGCGGGCGGCGGGCACCGGCACGCGUGCGCCGAGUGCGGCAAGACGUACGCCACGUCGUCGAACCUGAGCCGCCACAAGCAGACGCACCGCAGCCUGGACAGCCAGCUGGCGCGCAAGUGCCCGACGUGCGGCAAGGCGUACGUGUCCAUGCCCGCCCUGGCCAUGCACGUGCUCACGCACAACCUGCGCCACAAGUGCGGCGUGUGCGGCAAGGCCUUCUCGCGGCCCUGGCUGCUGCAGGGCCACAUGCGCUCGCACACGGGCGAGAAGCCGUUCGGCUGCGCGCACUGCGGCAAGGCCUUCGCCGACCGCUCCAACCUGCGCGCGCACAUGCAGACGCACUCGGCCUUCAAGCACUACCGCUGCCGCCAGUGCGACAAGAGCUUCGCGCUCAAGUCCUACCUCCACAAGCACUGCGAGGCCGCCUGCGUCAAGGGGGCCGAGCCGCCCCCGCCGCCGCCCGCCGGCCCCGCCAGCUGA